Molecule: messenger RNA, 1086 nt
Organism: Piliocolobus tephrosceles (Ugandan red Colobus)
Lineage: Eukaryota; Metazoa; Chordata; Mammalia; Primates; Cercopithecidae
Gene: SNX22
Product: sorting nexin 22
Exons: 7
Coding region: 87-626 (179 amino acids)
Molecular function (GO): phosphatidylinositol phosphate binding
Source: RefSeq, a predicted model, not a curated record
GCCGGCCGCGCCGGGGUCCUCCGUCAGCUCCCGGAGAGUUAGGGCUCCGAGCCGAGCGCGCGGAGCGGCCGGGGCCAGGGGCGCGGAUGCUGGAAGUUCACAUCCCGUCGGUGGGGCCUGAGGCCGAGGGGCCCAGGCAGAGCCCGGAGAAAGGCCACAUGGUGUUCCAAGUGGAGGUGCUGUGCAGCGGGCGCAGACACACGGUGCCGAGGCGCUACAGCGAGUUCCACGCGCUGCACAAGCGGGUGAGGCGGCGCCGACCUCCCACCGGCCCCGGGCCAGCCUCCGUCCAGCCCCUGCCGAGGCCCUGUGAGAUCAAGAAGCUGUACAGAGUGCCCGACUUCCCCUCGAAACGCCUGCCCAACUGGAGGACCAGAGGGUUGGAACAGCGCCGGCAGGGCUUGGAGGCCUACAUCCAGGGCAUCCUGUACCUGAACCAGGAGGUGCCCAAGGAGUUACUGGAAUUCCUGAGACUUCGGCACUUCCCCACAGAUCCCAAGGCUAGCAACUGGGGCACCCUGGGGCAGUUCCUGCCUGGCGAGAGCAGCUCCCAGCAGCACCAGCGGCCUGUCCUGAGCUUCCAUAUGGAUCCCUAUGUUUGCACCCCCUCCCCAGGCUGGGCUUGAGUGGAGCACAAGGACACAAAAGCUGCACCCUUCCUCUCUUCUGGACUCAGAGCCAAGCCACGCUGACUAAGGCCAAGUGGGGCAUCAGGCCAGGCUGAUGUGGUGAACAGCUCCCAGAAGGAUUACUUCGAGAGGAUAGUUUUGUGGCUUUUAAAUAAAGUGCAUGUUAUCAGCUUCCCUUGGCUAUGUGGCCCAGGCCUGCCGCGGAGGGACUUUGGUGGAGGGAGGUGCUGUGCAGGAUGCAGGGGCGUCAACAGGGUUGGAACUCUCCAGAAGAGGAGGACUGCUGUGGCUGACCAGCCUGUUUUCCUAUGAACACAAAAGACACAGGCAUAGCUGCAGAGGAGAAAGCAGCCAGAGAUGGGUGGGGAAGGGCAGAAAAGAGGGGCUGCCCCUGGGGUUCUGAAGAGUCAAAGCCUCUUAACAAGGAAUGAACAGGAAUAAAAGACAGCUGUGAGUG